This is a messenger RNA of Colletotrichum navitas, 767 nucleotides long. Its product is annotated as RbsD/FucU transporter. The record is from RefSeq and is a predicted model, not a curated record. The coding region runs from base 169 to 606 and encodes 145 amino acids. Gene Ontology annotation, biological process: fucose metabolic process. NCBI's taxonomy places the organism in Eukaryota, Fungi, Ascomycota, Sordariomycetes, Glomerellales, Glomerellaceae. Gene Ontology annotation, molecular function: racemase and epimerase activity, acting on carbohydrates and derivatives; fucose binding. The transcript has 2 exons.
CUCAAGGGGGCUGCUUUACCCCACCUUUGCGAAACGAUACAGGCGGGGCUUCAACUCACCGCCAUCACUGUCAAAGCUCAAGAAAGACACAUCAUCUCUGCCACAUCACAACCAUAUCCUCAUCUUUUUGAUCGCCUCGAUCCAGUCUAGACUCAAAUACAAGCAAACAUGCCCUUGAAAGGAAUCUCCCCCGUCAUCUCGCCCGACCUCCUCAAGGUCCUGGCUGAGAUGGGCCACGGCGACGAGAUUGUCCUCGCCGACGCCCACUUCCCGUCGCACUCCAUCUGCCCGCCCCAUAUCCCCGUUCUUCGUGCUGAUGGCAUAACCGUCUCCCGCCUUCUGGCUGGCAUCUCUCCGCUGCUUGAACUGGACAAUUACGGCGUUGUGCCGGUGCUCAUGAUGGAGGUCGUCAAGGGCGACACCUUUGACGCGAGUGUCGAGAGCGACUUCCGGUCAUCGCUAAAGUACGACGGAGAAAUCGAAAAGCUGGAACGUUUUGCCUUCUAUGAGCGUGCCAAGAAGGCGUUUGCGAUUGUGGCCACAGGGGAGACGAGGAAGUAUGGCAACAUCAUCCUCAAGAAGGGCGUUACACCUAUUGAGGAAUAGGAGGCGUGCGGAUUGAUAUGGUUUAAGAUUGCGAUAUAGGAUGUGUAAGGUGCUGGCUAAUGAGAAUUCUGAAAUCACGCAUAGUUUUAUGUUGGCUCCCUUUUGAUUGAAUCAUUGAGAAAGCCAAGGCAAGUGAGAGCUUUGAGCCAUUUUUCUGGGGG